Miscanthus lutarioriparius is the source of this 2442-nucleotide messenger RNA. The record is from the annotation of a GenBank genome assembly. NCBI's taxonomy places the organism in Eukaryota, Viridiplantae, Streptophyta, Magnoliopsida, Poales, Poaceae.
AUGGCGGAGGCGCACGCGGAGGCCAUGGAUGGGAGCACCUGGGAGGACAUGAUGCGGAGGAUCCUUCCCCCGGGCACUCCCAUCCCCGAGGCGCCGCCCAACCUCGACUACUCCAUCGCCCUCGAGUACGACGGCCCGCCGGUGCCCUACGACCUCCCCAGGGUAGACCCCGUGGAGAUCCCUGCAAUCCCCACGGCGGAGCCAGUGUCCGGUUCCCAGGUGCUCGGAGGCAUCCCUGUGGCGCCUGUUGUUGAGCCCAUCCGCCUCCCAGUCUCCAGGAUCGCCCGCUGCGCAGAUCCAGUGGCCGCGCAGGCUGGUGGCAGCUCAGAGUCAGUCCUGCACAACCAGGAGUUCAGUGACGAUGAUGACGAAGGCGAUGAUUCCCGCUCACAGUCACACGGCUCAGCACAGAGCUCACCUGGACCACAGAAUAGGCCUGAAAGGCAGGAGGGCAGGAGAGCUCCAGUCGUCACCUUCGGCUUCACACCUGACAGCAAGUAUGAGAGCAAGGAGUUUGAGGAGAUGUCCGAGCAGUACGUGGUCGUCACAAAGAAGGAGAAGAAGAGGAGGGCAUGCUAUCGCUGUGGGAAGAGGAAAUGGGAGAGCAAAGAGUCGUGCCUUGUUUGUGAUGCAAGGUACUGCAGCUAUUGUGUCCUUAGGAUGAUGGGGUCAAUGCCAGAAGGGCGCAAGUGCAUCACCUGCAUCGGCCAGCCAAUCGAUGAGUCCAAAAGGUCAAAGCUAGGGAAGAACUCGAGGACGCUUUCGCGGUUGCUCAGCCCGUUGGAAGUAAGGCAAAUCUUGAAAGCUGAGAAGGAGUGCCAAGCGAAUCAGCUUCGCCCAGAGCAGCUUAUUGUCAAUGGUUGCCCGUUGAGGCCAGAGGAGUUAACCGACCUGCUAAGUUGUUCACGGCCUCCUCAGAAGCUAAAGCCCGGAAAGUAUUGGUAUGACAAGGAGUCAGGCUUAUGGGGAAAGGUUGCAAAUGUUCAGUGUCCCCGUGACACUCAUUUUUGGGUUUAUGAUGAUGGUCGUUACGAGGAAGAAGGACAAAACAACAUAAAAGGAAAAAUAUGGGAAUCAGCUCUGACACGUUUUGCAUGCGCAUUAUUUUCACUGCCGGUGCCUCCGGGGAAUUCAAAUGGAACCAGAGAUGAAAUUCCAUGUACAGCAAGAACUGUCCCUGAUUAUUUGGACCAAAAAAGAAUACAAAAGCUUCUUCUCCUUGGACCACCUGGUGCUGGUACGAGCACUAUUUUUAAGCAGGCUAAAUACUUGUAUGGGACUAGGUUCACCCAAGAAGAGCUUGAGGGUAUCAAACUGAUGAUCCAAAGCAAUAUGUUCAAGUAUCUUGGGAUUUUGCUAGAGGGCCGUGAGCGUUUUGAGGAAGAGGCUUUGUCUAGAUUGAAUUACACGAUUUCUCAGGGUGAAGAAACUCAUCAUGAUGAAAAUAAAGACAAUGGAUCAAAUUCUUGUAUAUACUCCAUAAAUGCGAGGCUAAAGAAAUUUUCAGAUUGGCUUUUGGAUAUCAUAGCAAUGGGCGACCUAGAUGCAUUCUUCCCUGCUGCAACGCGUGAAUAUGCUCCGUUUGUUGAUGAGAUGUGGAAGGACCCCGCAAUACAAGCAACAUUUAAAAGAAAGGAAGAAUUGCAUUUACUCCCAGAUGUAGCUGAGCACUUCUUGAGCAGGGCCAUUGAGGUGUCAAGCAAUGAGUAUGAACCUUCAGAGAAAGAUGUAAUCUUUGCUGAAGGAGUAACACAAGGAAAUGGACUAGCCUUCAUCGAGUUCACACUUGAUGAUCGCAGCCCAAUGUCUGAACCUUAUAUCGACAACCCUGAGGCACAUUCCCAGCCUCUCACCAAAUAUCAGCUGAUCAGAGUUAGUGCAAAAGGCAUGAAUGAUGGCUGCAAAUGGGUGGAAAUGUUUGAAGAUGUCCGCAUGGUAAUAUUCUGUGUAGCACUCAGUGACUAUGACCAAUUGGGACCCCCUGUAAGUGGCAGCAGUCUUCCUCUUGUGAACAAAAUGAUGCAAAGCAAAGAGUUAUUUGAGGCUACGAUCCGGCAACCAUGCUUCUGCGAUACUCCAUUUGUUCUGGUUCUGAACAAGUAUGACCUUUUCGAGGAGAAGAUCAACCGCACGCCCAUCUCUAGCUGUGAGUGGUUCAACGACUUCUGCCCGGUGCGGACGAACCACAACCACCAGUCGCUGGCUCAUCAGGCAUACUACUACAUCGCCAUGAAGUUCAAGGACUUGUACUUUGCACAGACGAACCGGAAGCUUUUUGUGUGGCAGGCUCGUGCCCGUGAGCGCCAGACUGUGGACGAAGCAUUCAAGUACAUAAGGGAGGUUCUCAAGUGGGAGGAGGAGAAAGACGAGAACUACUACCAGGAGGAAUCGUUCUACAGCACAACUGAGAUGAGCUCCUCCCCGUUCAUCAGAGCGGAAUGA